CGGUGAGUCACCGGGAGAACCGUUACUCCGCCGACACUUCCAACGGGAAAACGCGCGUUACUUUCGGUGAAAUUUCCUCCGCGAAGCCUCGGUUAACGCCAGUCACACGGAUUCUUCUGCUCGACGGGAUUGAAAUGUUACAUUUUCGGUCUUCGGUGGCGCUCAAGGAGUUGUUUCAAUCCCAGCUGAAGCGUCCCCUGACAGGUGCCGGCGGUGGUAAAGCGUCUCCAGCCGCCUGCUGCUUCAGCACCGCGGGCUCGGCGGUCAGGGCGCCGGCCAGAGGGCAGCCAGCCGCCGGAUGGAAACCCCCGCAGCACUGGGCGAGAAAACACGGCGUCAGGGCGUUUUGCUCCAAGGGAGACGGCCACAAUGAAGCCAACAAGGACUCGGCCGCCGAGAAGAAGGCUGGCAUCCUGCCCAGCCUGGAGGACCUGCUGUUCUACACCAUCGCAGAGGGACAGGAGAAGAUCCCAGCGCACAAAUUCACCACAGCUCUUAAAGCCACGGGGCUUCGCACCGGAGACCCGCGGCUCAAGGAGUGCAUGGAGAUGCUGAAGGUGACCUUGAAGACGACCUCAGACGGGGCGCUGGACCGACACCUCUUCAAGAAGUGUGUGCAGAGCAACAUCGUCCUGCUCACUCAGGCCUUCAGGAAGAAGUUUGUGAUCCCCGACUUCCAGCCGUUCUGCGCCCACAUCGACGAGCUCUACGAGAACGCCAAGAACAUGUCGGGAGGCCAGGUGGCAGACUACAUCCCCCAGCUGGCCCGGUUCAGCCCCGACCUGUGGGCCGUGUCGCUGUGCACCAUCGAUGGACAGAGACACACCGUCGGAGACACCAAGGUUCCCUUCUGCCUGCAGUCGUGCGUCAAGCCGCUGAAAUACGCCAUCGCCGUCCACGACCACGGCACCGAGUACGUGCACCGCUUCAUCGGCAAGGAGCCCAGCGGCCUGCGCUUCAACAAGCUCUUCCUGAACGAGGACGAUAAACCCCACAACCCCAUGGUGAACGCCGGCGCCAUCGUCUGCACCUCCCUCAUCAAGCAAGGAGCGAGCAACGCCGAGAAAUUUGACUACGUCAUGAACUUCAUGAACAAACUGGCGGGGAACGAGUACGUCGGCUUCAGCAACGCAACCUUCCAGUCGGAGCGCGAGUCUGGAGACAGGAACUUCGCCAUCGGAUACUACCUGAAGGAGAAGAAGUGUUUUCCAGAGGGGACGGACAUGACCUCCAUCCUGGACUUCUACUUCCAGCUGUGCUCCAUCGAGGUGACCUGCGAGAGCGCCAGCGUCAUGGCGGCGACCCUGGCCAACGGCGGCUUCUGUCCAAUCACAGGAGAGCGCGUGCUGAGCCCCGAGGCGGUGCGCAACACGCUGAGCCUCAUGCACUCCUGCGGCAUGUACGACUUCUCCGGGCAGUUCGCCUUCCACGUGGGUCUGCCGGCCAAGUCGGGCGUGGCCGGCGGGAUCCUGCUGGUUGUGCCGAACGUCAUGGGCAUCAUGUGCUGGUCGCCGCCCCUCGACAAGCUGGGCAACAGCGUCCGGGGCAUCCAGUUCUGCACGGACCUGGUGUCUCUGUGUAACUUCCACAACUACGACAACCUGAGGCACUUUGCCAAGAAGCUGGACCCUCGCAGGGAGGGAGGAGACCAGAGGGUCAAGUCGGUCAUCAACCUGCUGUUUGCUGCCUACACCGGAGACGUCUCAGCGCUGAGGAGGUUUGCGUUGUCCUCCAUGGACAUGGAGCAGCGGGACUACGACUCGAGGACGGCGCUGCACGUGGCGGCCGCUGAAGGACAUGCGGAGGUGGUGCGCUUCCUGCUGGAGGCCUGUAAAGUCAACCCGGUUCCCAGAGACAGGUGGGGGAACACGCCCAUGGACGAGGCCGUGCACUUCGGCCACCACGACGUGGUGACCAUCCUCAGAGAUUACCACACGCAGUACAGCCCUCAGGCCAGCGGGCCCAAGGAGAACGCAGAGCAGAACCUGGACGGGAUGCUCUGAGAGAAACCCCUCAAAUCAGUCCGGACGGUGUACAGCCACAGAAAAACCCUUAAAAUAACCUCGACCAUAUACUCUGGAAGAAAUCCCUCAAAUCAACAUGGACAGCACACUCCGAAAUCAAAUCCCUUAAAACCACCUGGACAAUAAGUGAUCUCUUUAACCAAAAGAAACCCCUUCCAGAAAUCCCCUAAACCAACAUGGACGGUCUGUUCUGAGAGGAAAUCCCUUAAAACAACCUCGACCGGACCUUCUGGAAGAAAUCCCUCAAAUCAACACUCCGAAAUCAAAUCCCUUAAAAAACCUGGAUCAUCGACUCUGAAAGCAAUCUCCUUAACUAACACAAUGAAACAAACCCCUUAAAGAAAUCCCUUAAAACCACCUGGAUAAUCUGUGAUGACAGGAAUCCUUUAAGAAAACCUCUUAAAGCUUUCUGGAUUGUGUCCCAUGAAGCACAUCCCUUAAACCAACUGGACUGUAAAGUAGAGAAAAACCCCUUAACAGUUUGUGUGAUCCCCUGAUCCCAAAACCCCUGAACUGUGUGGGCAGGAGGGAGGGGGGCUUUCCCCUCACGUCUCUGUUUUUACCCUCACCGCUCCGAGUUAAAGGUGUUUUGUCGUGCGGGCGGGACGUGACGGCCAGCCACCAGUUGGAUUCUGGGUAAAUCUGUCUUCGAUCUGCCACCGCAGAAUCCACCGGCGGGAUCUGGAGAGAAACUCAAGAAUCAGGAGUCCGACGUCUCGCCGUGUUCCUCACUUUGUGCAGCUCCUCCUCCUCGUCUUCAUCACCACGUGGUGGAAUGUAUCCCCGCCCCCUCCCCGACUGCAGAACACACUUUGGUGUGUGUGUGUGUGUGUGAGUGUGUGUAAACCUGGAUAUUUAUUUAUCUAUUUAAGAUAAGCUACAUGAAGGUAGUGUGUAUAUUAAUGUGUCAGUAGGACUGUAGUGUCCAGGUGUUCAGGUGUUCAGGUGUGUCGUUGUCGUCGUGUCGCGUGGCGUCAAACCUCCGGCUGCAGUUUGUUUUUGUUUUUUUAAAGCGAGACGGCGGUUCAGGUUUGAAGUCUUUGGUUUGUUGCGUACGAAGAGCGUUCUCACAGCCGCCGUUGGUGCAUCUUUUUCACUCCCAAGACGGAUUUUUUCUUUCUGUUACAUCUUAUUUUUGUUAUUAUUGUUUAUCUGUUUGUUGUUUUUGUAAAGUGAUGAACUCGUGUAGCCGCGUCAGCCAAACCCGCUCCGAUUCGCCGAGUCCAACGUCAGUCUCGACAUAUCAGCCCCGACACUGCCGACGAGACUGAGACACGACGUUCACCAGCUCCGCAAACUUUAUUCAACACGUCACCGCCGACAACGCAAAACAGGCGGGAAAAAUAAACCUUUUCUUUUUUUGUUUUUGAUUUUUUUGUUUUGUUUUGUUUUGCCUUGGGUCAAAGAGUCGCGCUCAGUGAGAAAAUCCACGUUUGAUAAUCAGUUGAAUCAAAUUAUGAAAAGUUGGUCAUCACGACUCGUAAACCUCUGUUGACCUUCACGAGGGACCAGAAGAACCACGACGACACGGACGGUGGCCUGCGAGGGACACGGCGACCGCAGAGGAGCAGGUUUAUGAAUUAAUGCAAAACGAGACUGGAAUUUUUUAAAAGAGCUGCUCGUCUUUGGGAUGAAAUGAGGUUUGAAAUCCAGGAAUCACAGCCAGUGGUGAUCAUGAUAUUUUGUGCUACACAGAAAAACAAAUUGUGCUUUUUGUCCUGAAAACGUAUUUAUUAGUGGAGUAAAAAAAAAAACAAAACUCCCAGUUCCGCGGCGAGCUGGGCGAUCUGACCAGCGAAUCACACGAGCCGCCUGGGCGUCUCCCGGCGCCGAGCGGCUCUCUGAUUGGCUCAGGUGGAAACAGAUCGACCCGACGUCGACGGAGCUUCACUGACGGUUUUUAAAAAGUCGUGCAGGAAAAUAUUUCAUACUUGAAAAGUUAUGCAGGUCAACUGUUUUCUUCUUGUUUUAUUUUUAGUUUAGUUUUGUGUGUUUGUAGCCUGUUGAAGUGAGUGCCGUUGUUUAAGAAAAAAAAAUGAAUAAAAAAAAAAAAAACACCUAAAUAUUCAUGUGAUUUAUGCAAUUCAGAAUCCAAAUUGUGUUGAAUAAAGCGCAGCAGGUCACUUUCCUCAUGUUUGCUGCGUUGGGAUCAACUCAUUUACAAUUUUUAAAGUUUCAUUGGGAUCGUUAAUUUACAGUCAUUUCAGUUAUAAAUUUUAACUUUGAUUGAAAAUUUUCCAGAAGCAAAAAAAACAAAUCGUACAAAUUGCAAUAUGUGAAGAAACGAUCAGCAAUAGUUCAGUGAUGACGGCGUGAUCAGGUGGGCGAUGAUGAGUUUGGUGAAAUGAAUUGAUCCUGAGCGGCCGAGGUGACCGGGCUCGGCGUCGGCCCAAAGUUUUUCUGAAUGUACCGUGUUUGGUGUAGCUCUGUUUCUUCUCGUUGUGUUUGAAAACCGCUUCAGCUCUCAUGUCAGUAACUGCAAAUAUUUAUUCACACAUAAAACGUUCAAUAAAGCUUCAGAGUGUACUC
Messenger RNA from Myripristis murdjan (pinecone soldierfish), 4553 nucleotides. RefSeq names its product glutaminase a (gene glsa). The transcript is spliced from 18 exons. Gene Ontology annotation, biological process: L-glutamine catabolic process. Bases 135 to 2003 code for a protein of 622 amino acids. Gene Ontology annotation, molecular function: glutaminase activity; protein binding. The record is from RefSeq and is a predicted model, not a curated record. NCBI's taxonomy places the organism in Eukaryota, Metazoa, Chordata, Actinopteri, Holocentriformes, Holocentridae.